CAUUUUUCACUGUCACCAGUCGCUAGCAAGGAAGAGGGAAAAAAACAAGUACAAAGACCUAACGUCCUGCUCCAUCUUUUCUUCGUCUUCUCACUAUCAUCAUCAGACAACAGAGUCCUUGCAAUCAAUCACACAGGAUGAGCUCAGCUAUGGAUUCCACUCCUCCGUCUCGUCGUUCCGAACCCCGCCUGCAUAUCAAAUCCGCUUCUCGACUUGCUCGCUUGGAGGAUUUUGGUGCUGAACCUGAGGACAUCCCCCACUUUGAUGCCAUCCCUUCUUCUCCUAAUGGAAGCCCGUCACCUUCUCAUCCCUCUCGACAGGCGCUUCCCCUUCAAGAGCUUCUCCUCUCUCCUUCCCCUCUCAGAAGAUCGAAAACCCGGCUUGUCGAAAAGGCUGAAAUAGCAGAAGAGCCAAUCGAUCACCUGGGUUCUCGCAGGCGAUGCAAGAGCAAAGCUACUUCAAUGUCUCUAUUAAGCUGCCCGUCGCCAAGAAACAGCCGGCGGACACGACGGAGAUUGGAGCACGAGAUUCGAGAAGAUAUGGGUUUGGGAGAUGAGAUCGGGAAAGCAAGAAAAAGAAAGAGUACCCGAUCUCGAAAGGAGAAACCUAGUCUAGCCCCUUCAGUUCCUUCUCCAAAAACCAAGGGCGAUGAAGAUAAUAGCAGCAUAGAUCGCAUUGGGCAGUUCAUAUCCGAUUUGAUUAUGUGGAAAGAUGUUGCUAAGUCAAGCCUCUGGUUUGGGUUUGGGUCUCUCGGUUUUUUGUCUUCUUGUUUUACCAAAGGAUUAAACUUUAGCAUUUUCUCUGCGGUUUCCCAACUGGGACUUUUGUUUUUGGGUGCAUCAUUUUUCUUUAACUCAGUCUCCCAAAGGGAUAAGGAACAGAAGGAGUUUAUGCUAAGAGAAGAUGACAUUGUAAGGGCAGCUCGAGUAAUGCUUCCUGCUGCAAACCUUUUGAUUGCAAAGACAAGACAGCUUUUCUCCGGCCAGCCAUCCAUGACUCUCAAAGUAGCACCAUUCCUCCUUUUUGGAGCUGAAUAUGGCCACUUGAUGACUCUAUGGAGACUAUGUGCAACUGGAUUUUUUGUUACCUUCACUGUUCCCAAACUCUACUCUUGCUACCAUGAGUCGAUAAACAAGCAAGUUAAGUACCUGAGUAGUUGGAUGAAGGAAACAUGGGAAGCCUGCUCCCACAAGAAGAUUGUGGCAGCAUCUGCAGCUACCCUCUUUUGGAAUUUAUCCUCUUUAAAGACACGUAUUUUCACAGCAUUUAUUUCCUUGGUACUGCUCCGUUUCCAUCGACAAUACUCGCAGAUAGAAGUGGAAGAAGUGGAAUGGGAAAAUCAGCACCAGCAGCAGCAGGACAUGAUGGUAGUAGCUGAAGAGGAACAUCAGCAGCAGCAGCAUCAAGCCUUGGUUGCAGUGCAAGAGAUAUCUAAAAAUUAGCAGUUUUAGACUUCUAGUCUGUAUCCCAUAAUAAUUGUGUACUGUUUACAUUAGUAAGCUGAUGAAACUAGUAUCAAAAUGUAUAAAUUCCUCCAAUGCAAUAAUACUGAAUAUAUUAGUUCAUAAAAUGAACACAAUGUUCCUCUUUUCUGUGA
Molecule: messenger RNA, 1597 nt
Organism: Nelumbo nucifera (sacred lotus)
Lineage: Eukaryota; Viridiplantae; Streptophyta; Magnoliopsida; Proteales; Nelumbonaceae
Product: reticulon-like protein B17
Source: RefSeq, a predicted model, not a curated record